Molecule: messenger RNA, 1385 nt
Organism: Onthophagus taurus
Lineage: Eukaryota; Metazoa; Arthropoda; Insecta; Coleoptera; Scarabaeidae
Source: RefSeq, a predicted model, not a curated record
GUUAAAAUAUGGUUUCAAAACCGAAGAAGUAAAUAUAAGAAAAUGAUGAAAGCGGCGCAAGUAACAGGUAGCACGAAUAAUAAUGGAACACCCGGAAAUCAUUCUGCACUAUUAGGGGGAAAUGUUAAUUUGCCAUCUACUAGUCCAGGACCUCAAGGACAAAAUAUGAUGCAAGGUGGUGGCUCAUCUAGUGGAUCUCCGGGUACGGGUUAUAUUCAGCACUCAUCACCAGCGCCAAGUUCGACGCCUGGUUCUGAUAUGUCUGGACAACCUGCAGCAAGUCCUGGUUGGGAUGUUAAGCCCCAACAGCCUAUACAUCCACCACCUCAUCCUACACCACAUCCACACCCGCCACAUAACUACCUCCCUCAAUAUUCGUGGUAUCCAUCGGAUAAUCCUGGCUUAUUAACGGUGUGGCCGGCCGUUUAAUAUUGAAGAAAAUCUAAAUAGAUUCAAGUUUUUUUUUUAUAAAAUUAUAAUUUUAUAAAAAAUUUAAUGAAAACGCAAGUGAUUAGUUACUAUAAUAUAGUUUUGUAUACAAUAUACAAAAUAAAUUUAAAAAAAUUAAUAAGGGAUUCGACCGUUCCAAUCGUUAAUCGUGCUUUUUAGUUUUGGACACAAGAAAUCAAAGAAAAAUCGGACAAAUCUUCAUCAUCAAUUUCUUAUACUCGUUAUCAUCAAAGUGCUUUAUUUUUUAUUAAGUAGCCGGGAAAUUUUUCCAAUCAACCGAAACUGUUUGUUGUUAUUAAUCGGUAAAGUAAUAGGUAUUUUGUAAUUAUUAACGAUUUUAUUAAAUUACCACAAUUAAAUUAAUUUUUUUUUAUUCCCCCCUUUGUAUUAUAUUAAUAAAUAAACACGUCGUUUUGGUAGAUCUCAAUUUAAAAGAUACAUUUCGCCUAAUAACUUGUCAUUAAUAAAUAAAUAAUUAUUGUAAAAAGAAAAAAUUAAAUUUGGUGCAAUAAUUGCUAAAAGAUUAUACAUAUACAAGUUUAGAUUCUUUCUAAACUUGUAAAUUAUUUAACUGAAUUCCCUAAAUUAAAACGUAAUUUUACAUUGAGCCAUUGUAAAAUCGUGUAAAGAUACAUUAUUAGGAUAAUCGUACUAACACAACACAAACGUAAAAGAAAGUCUUUUUUGUCUAAUUUAUUAUGCUGCGAAAUCUUUUUCUUUACGUUGGUACGAUACUGUUUAAUACUUGUAAUAUAGUUACUUCUAAGGUCUAGCUGAAUGAAAGAGGGUUGAGGAGAACAAAAGUAAAAAAGAGAUGGUGUAGGAAAUAUGUUUUGUCCAAGCCUGCACCUUAAUCUGAUAACUCACCUUUACGAAUUGACAUUUUUUCAUCAUCAUCAUUUAUAUUUUGUUUGUUAUCAAAAAAAAGAAGAAAU